Molecule: messenger RNA, 264 nt
Organism: Effrenium voratum
Lineage: Eukaryota; Dinophyceae; Suessiales; Symbiodiniaceae
Source: the annotation of a GenBank genome assembly
AUGGGGUUGAAGCCCAACUUCAACGUGGAGUGUCUCCUGCAGACCGGCGCCCUGAUCUUCAAGCCCUCGGGCCGAAAGAUCUGGGAGGCAGUGGAGUCCUCCCUGCGGGACGCGCUGCGCGCGGUGUCCGGGUGCCCCGCCUUCCUGCAGGUCGAGGACUUCAACGCCUUCACGGCGCCGCUGGCGGAGUUGGGGGAUGCGCUGCCCCUGGAGGAGCAGCAGCAGGACUUGUUCAGCCUCGUGGCGCAGGAUCCGAAGCAUAAG